Molecule: messenger RNA, 1499 nt
Organism: Nothobranchius furzeri (turquoise killifish)
Lineage: Eukaryota; Metazoa; Chordata; Actinopteri; Cyprinodontiformes; Nothobranchiidae
Source: RefSeq, a predicted model, not a curated record
UUGGGGUUGCUAAGCUGUUGGCGGGCCCAAUCUACCGCCUGGCGCCGCCCAUGGUAACGUUCCUUUAAUUCACAAGACGCAUCAACCCGUUUUAGUCAGUAUACUAAUACAGCGACACACACUUUGGCCAUGUUUUAAAUCGAGACGCGUCACUCUGGCCGCCUAAACAUGACUCAGCAGAACAGCGGAGGCGGAGGAAGCUAAACGUGACACAGCUAAUUCAGCUCGAGGACAACGUCAAGAGACUUUAAUGUCGUGUCGUGCUUCGUUUUUUUUUCUUUUUUUUUUUUGCUGUUUUCUACUUUAAUUAGAAUUAAAACGCAAACGUUAACCUGACCGUCAAUGAGUAGCUCCAUGUAACCGGAAGUACGUCACGUCAGAUUUGUGGAUACAACCUUAAAAGUCAGUUUCCGUCGCGUGCUGUGGCUUCUCUAUAGUAAUGGAUGAUGGAGCAGAUGGAGUCAUAUCAACACAAGAGCACAACAUAAUAAACCUUCUGAUGGUGGAAGCUGAAGAUUAUUGCACAGGCAGGUUCAGCAAGGAACUAAAUGCGACCUUGAACAUGCAAACGCAGAUUAAUGGGAACAGUGGAAGAGAUUCUGAGGUGGACUGGAUGGAGUCCUCUUGUCCUCCUCCAGUGCACCCGAAAUGUCCAUGUCCCACACUGGAGUACUGGGUGUGUCUAGAUCACCAUUUCACGAUGGAAAGCGGUCACGGAAAUGGAGCUGUUGGUCUGUCUGUCCCUCCAGUCUCAGACGCCCUGUUGGUACCAGCGCCUGCUAGUCCUGAGGUGUGCGGCUUCAUCGCUGGUACCGGCGGCUCUUCACACAGAGUAAGCGGUUCAGCCUUGGACCCACUCAGGUCUACCAGGAGUCCCACUUCCUCUGACCAGCAUCCCAUCAGAGCUGCAGCUCACCUUCACCUGCUGGGAGAAUCAUUGUCUCUGAUUGGGCACCAUCUUCAGGAGACAAAUAAAACUGUGUCCAUGUCCAGUAGCGUCUCUCUGCUGCUGGACUCUCUGCUGUGCGCUCUGGCUCCACUUAUGAGCCUCACAACUCAGAUUCCUGAGCUGACGAGCUGCACCGAGCACACGCUGGACUCCUCUCUGGAGAACAUAGCUUUUGUGAUGCCUGGGCUGUAAAUGAAGACGGAAGAUUUCUCCACCCAUGACCCUUUGGGGGGUUUCCCCCCAUAAAUUAUGUCUAAUGUCAUAAGUUUAUUCUAUGUGUUUACUUGGUUUAUUGAGCUAUUUGAUAAAGCAAAGGUUGAUUUACGCAAUAAGAUGAUGUUUUACUUUUAAAGGCAUUAGAUGUGUUGACUUCAGAGCUCAGACAUCACAUGCUUUAGUUCAGAAACACCAGUUAUUUAAACCAUCGGACUUCUAAGUAAACACAGUUUUUUUACUUUGUUGAUUUUUGGACAAAAUACAAGAACGGGUAUAAAUCUAAAAUAAAUCUGUGUUUAAAUCCACGAGGAGAUCGACACAAUCUGUUUAUGAC